Penicillium maclennaniae is the source of this 1272-nucleotide messenger RNA. RefSeq lists its product as uncharacterized. The coding region runs from base 1 to 1272 and encodes 423 amino acids. Gene Ontology annotation, molecular function: oxidoreductase activity; FMN binding. NCBI's taxonomy places the organism in Eukaryota, Fungi, Ascomycota, Eurotiomycetes, Eurotiales, Aspergillaceae. The transcript is spliced from 5 exons. The record is from RefSeq and is a predicted model, not a curated record.
AUGUCCGACCCGAACAACCCUAACAUCAAGCUGAGAACGACCCCCCAAUGGUCGCUUUACCGGCGUGAUGCAUUCUGGAAUUCCAACUUUGGCCAAUACCCACUCUUCAAUACUGAUCCAGCCGAAAUUGAGAAACUAGCGAAAGAAAAGCUGUCCCAGGGAGGGUGGUAUUAUUCUUCGUGCAAUGCAGGUGUUUCGUGGACCCAUUUGGCAAAUCGCCAGGCAUUUUUCCGCCAUCGCAUCGUGCCGCGAACCCUGGUUGAUACCAACAUCCGGGACACGGCCACCGAGAUCUUCGGCCACAAAGUCUCGGCACCUAUUGGUUUUGCUCCCAUUGGCAUCAACCGUAUCUAUCAUCCCACCGGUGAAAUCUCGGUUGCCAAAGUUGCAGAAGAACUGAAUCUGCCUUAUUGCCUUUCCUCUGCUGGCAGCUACAGCAUCGAGGAUGUCGGAAAAGCUAACGCAGACGGCCCGCGUUUCUUCCAGCUGUAUCAAAGUCAUGAUGACGAACAGGCAAUUUCCAUGAUGCAGCGCGCCUGGGACUCCGGCUUUGAUGCGUGUAUGCUUACUACCGAUACCUGGUCCCUUGGCUGGCGCCACAACGACGUCUUUACUGGUAACUAUGCUUUCUACCAUGAUCAUGGAGCGGGCGAUAUUGGUCUGCAAGACCCUGUCUUCCAGAGACGCCUAAAGGAAGCUGGUAUUGAUCCCAAGACCCACCCCAAAGAGGCGGGUGCGAAGUGGAUCGAUGAGAACAUUUGGCACGGCCGUGCUCAUACCUGGGAAAAGGUCCAGUGGACAAUGGCCCAGUGGAAGAGAAUCAGUGGUGGUCGACCAUUCUGCCUGAAGGGUAUUCAGAGCGUCGAAUCUGCCAAGAAAUGCGUUGAAAUGGGAAUUGAUGGCAUUGUUGUGACAAACCAUGCCGGUCGCCAGGUUGAUGGCGCCAUCGCCAGCCUUGACGCCCUGGAGAAGAUAGUCGACGCCGUUGGAGACAAGAUCUAUAUCAUGUUUGAUUCCGGCGUGCGCAGUGCUGCCGAUGCAUUCAAGGCGCUUGCGCUUGGAGCCAAAUUCGUUUUCUUAGGUCGCCUUUGGGUAUGGGCACUGAGCAUUGCUGGUGAGCCUGGUGUGCGCCACGUGAUGAAGAGCUUCCUCGCAGAAUUUGAUAUUCUGAUGGAAGAAGCUGGCUUCCAAUCGAUCGACCAGAUCGAUCGUUCGGCUAUCGACAGUCUCCCAAACUCUUCCAAUCUGAUCGCUGAUCCUAGCCGUAUUUAG